CUAUCCAACGACCGCAUCCGGAAAACGGUGCGAUCUGCAAGAGCUCUCCCUCAAUCCGGAUCCCCUCCACUCACUCUGCUUCUGCCGCCGCCGCCGUCUUCUCUUGUCACCUUCUCCCCGCUUCUUCGACCACUCUCCCACACCCCCCUCCCCUCCCUCCCCUCCCCGCCGGUUGCUCUCUCUCACCCACUGACCACUGUCCGUCUGCCCCAUGCCUUCUCUGGGGUUUCUCAAGAAAAAGCGGACCAGGGAGGGCAACUCUGACCCUUCGUCCUCAAAUCCCACCAGCCCCGUCACGCCCACUUCGUCCACCUCGUUCAUCAGGUCCGCCUCCAUCUCCAGACCCUUUAGCUCGCUCUUGCCGCGCUCCUCCACGACCUCGACUUCUUCUCCCGUCGCCGCCUCGACCGCCCAGACUCACGCCCAAGCUCCCGCUUCAGCAGGCACCGCGCCUCAGCCGCAGACUCAAUCCCACCCAUAUCCCUCGGCCCCGGCGCAUCAGACGGCGGCCACCGAGGCCGAACGGCAGCAGAUGAAUUCCGUCAACGUCCUCGCUCCCUCAUACCCGGCGGGCUCUCCCAAUCCUCACGAUCCUCAGAACCUCCCUAGUAUCAGCAACCUCAUCAAUCCUCCCCAGCAUGAUAGUGCGGCCAACUCCUACUCCAACUCGAACAACUCUCGCUCUCAUUCGCCCUAUCCGAUAGACUCGAGAUCGGUCCAGACGGCCAGCCCCGGCACUACUCCCGCCCUCGUCCAACAACAGCAGCAGCAAGCUUUGCCUCAGCCUACGAUGCAGCCCGCGGGACAGCAGCAGCCGGCUCGGCAACCCGCACAACAACCGGCGUACCAGCAGCAUCAGCAGCAGCCCAGCAAUGGCUCGCAGGCGCGCAUCACCAAGGGCAAGUACUCGUUGGGUGACUUUGAUAUUCUGAGGACCCUCGGUACUGGUAGCUUCGGGCGAGUUCAUCUGGUCCAAUCGAAGCAUAACCAACGGUUCUAUGCCGUCAAGGUGCUCAAGAAGGCUCAGGUCGUCAAGAUGAAGCAGGUUGAACACACCAACGACGAGCGACGCAUGUUGAGCGAUGUCAAGCAUCCGUUCCUCAUCACUCUCUGGGGAACGUUCCAGGAUCUCAAGAACCUGUACAUGGUCAUGGACUUCGUCGAGGGCGGCGAGCUCUUCUCACUCCUCAGGAAAUCAGGUCGGUUCCCAAAUCCCGUGGCCAAAUUCUAUGCCGCAGAGGUCACUCUGGCGCUUGAGUAUCUGCACUCGAAAAACAUCAUCUACCGCGAUCUGAAGCCCGAGAACCUGCUCCUUGACAGACACGGCCAUCUCAAGAUCACCGAUUUUGGCUUCGCAAAGCGAGUGCCGGACAAGACAUGGACGCUCUGUGGCACCCCCGAUUACCUGGCACCUGAAGUGGUCUCUAACAAGGGAUACAACAAGUCUGUGGAUUGGUGGUCAUUGGGCAUCCUAAUCUACGAAAUGCUGUGCGGCUACACACCCUUCUGGGACAGUGGAUCCCCGAUGAAGAUCUACGAAAACAUCCUCAAGGGCAAGGUCAAGUACCCUGCGUACGUCAAUGCAGAUGCUCAAAACCUCUUGGAGCGAUUGAUCACUGCGGACUUGACGAAGCGACUGGGUAACUUGUACGGAGGCCCGCAGGAUGUGAAGGAUCACCCCUGGUUUACGGAGGUCACCUGGGACCGCUUGGCUCGGAAGGACAUUGAUGCGCCGUACACACCGCCCGUCAAGGCUGGUGCUGGCGAUGCUAGCCAGUUCGACCGGUAUCCCGAGGAUCCCGAGAAGUAUGGGCAGACUGGAGGAAACGAUGAAUAUGGACACCUGUUUACGGAGUUUUAAGGAUGCCUUUUGGGAGUAACAUGCUUGGGUCCUGGAUGACUGGGUCGGAGGUCCGACCCUGGUACAAA
This is a messenger RNA of Ilyonectria robusta, 1929 nucleotides long. RefSeq names its product kinase-like domain-containing protein. Lineage: Eukaryota; Fungi; Ascomycota; Sordariomycetes; Hypocreales; Nectriaceae. Gene Ontology annotation, molecular function: ATP binding; cAMP-dependent protein kinase activity. Gene Ontology annotation, biological process: peptidyl-serine phosphorylation. The record is from RefSeq and is a predicted model, not a curated record. The transcript is spliced from 4 exons. Gene Ontology annotation, cellular component: cAMP-dependent protein kinase complex; nucleus. The coding region runs from base 212 to 1861 and encodes 549 amino acids.